Blastomyces gilchristii SLH14081 is the source of this 3437-nucleotide messenger RNA. RefSeq lists its product as uncharacterized. Gene Ontology annotation, biological process: replication fork processing; resolution of meiotic recombination intermediates. Gene Ontology annotation, molecular function: protein heterodimerization activity; chromatin binding. NCBI's taxonomy places the organism in Eukaryota, Fungi, Ascomycota, Eurotiomycetes, Onygenales, Ajellomycetaceae. The record is from RefSeq and is a predicted model, not a curated record. The transcript is spliced from 6 exons. Gene Ontology annotation, cellular component: FANCM-MHF complex; Fanconi anaemia nuclear complex. The coding region runs from base 663 to 2057 and encodes 464 amino acids.
GGGAGAUUCUCUAACUUUCUUGGUGAUUUCCAAGACGUCGUGUCUAGGAAUGCAUGCUCUGUUUCAAGGUCAGCGCAAAAUUCGAAAGCAAAUAGAUUAGAUCUGCAUGUUCAUGAAUGAAUAUAUCGCCUAAAGUUAAGUUAAGCAUGUAAAAAUCUCUUACCUGGAACAUAGACAUCAUCUAAUUCAACCGCGGUCAAUUCGCUGUUGUGCCUUUUUGCCUGCUGCGCAAAGAAAUCUGCCAGGAGAGGCCCGUCCAUUUUGCCAAUAGACUCGUCUAUGCCAUCUUUCUUGUCUGCAUCUUUUGGAUCUUCGACGAUCUGCUUCGUUUUCUUCCGUUUCUUCUUUUUGCUACCUCCAUCAUUCGCUGCGGUUGCUGGUGCUGUGGGAGCUGCCUGCUUAGUGGGAAGGACGUCUUCCUCAUCUUCUCUACGUCUUUUCUUCGUCGCUUUAGCUGGAAGUUUCGGUUGCGCUGGCGACCCCAUUUUAACGGACCCAGAUCGCCUUACCUCAACCUUCGCCGCAAGAACAAAACAAUGAAAUCAACGCGUCGCAAUUAAGCAAAUAUAAGGUUUUCCUACCAGCGAAUAAACUAGUUGUCUUUCUCAAGCUUAGGCAUGCCGUUUUGCGCGCGCAAGGAAAAUUAACAUUCAGCAUUGAUUAUGUCGUCACCCUCCAAACAAAACUACCGGAGGACCACCCCUCGUAGCGCAGGGAAGAGAAAUUCAGACCAGGAGAGCCCCCUCAAUGCCCUUCACCAACUCGCGGGAACAAUAAACCCUACAACUCCGGCGGCAAUUGCCGCUCGGCCUCCGCUCUCCGCAAACCGAGCCUCCGCAAGACGAACACCAGGUAGCAUAUAUACAGGCGCCAAUGCUCCCCCCGCGACUCCUCAUGCGCUGCGCGCGCUUCAAAGACGUGCAGCUACAUAUACUCCUGGGCGGGAUCGGAGGAAAAGUGGACGGGUGCAGCGAGAAACGCCCAUGGAUAUCCUAAGGAACCUGGGUAAAAUACUGGCCCCCACCACGCGAGCAGUUUCAUCAUCACCACAAGAAGAGCCGGAGAAGCCACCCACACCCAAACCGAUCGAUGAUCUUGAUGAAGAACCAGAUCUUCCAAGGCCUAGGCUCUCACUACCGCUUGCGGAAAUGAUAGUAGAGGACGAUAAGAGUCCAGAUAUCCAGCCUCCUAGACUCUCGUUGGCUAUUGAGGAAGAUAUCGAUCUCACCUGGAGAUCAAUAGAAAUGCCAAGGCGAGAGCGGAGUAUACAGGAUCGAACUACUCUGUCCAGAGUAAGCAUGGGGAGCAAUCGAUUCAGUGACCGCUUCGGUGACCUCGGCAGAAUGGAGGAUCUAGAGGAAGAGGAACUGGAGUAUACGACAGUUCAUGGAGAUGAUGGAGACGAUCAUGGACAAGAUACCGGGCCUAUCUUUGAUGCAGGAGGAGAGACCGAAGAUUUGCGACGUUUUAACCUUGACUUUUCCUUCCCGACACCAGAUGCAACGACCGCUGGGAUUUCCGGAAAUCAGCUUGAGCAAGAAUAUGAGGAUUUUGCCCUUGAUAUCAAUCCUGACGUGGAAACCGACUUUCCGUCGUCCGAUAGCGUUGCUGGUGGAGGAGGCGUUGAGUUUGCAAUCCAAGACGACCUUUCCAGGCCCGCACCUCCUUCAAGCAGUCCAGAACCAGUACCUCAAGAAAAGGUGAAGGGUAGCAAGCAACAAAAGCUAUCACGACACGGUAUCCCUGUACCACGGCUACCAUCCGGUAUCGUAAAAAAGUUGGCCACUCGGUUUGCCCGGAGUGGUGGAGGAAAGUCGAGAAUUAGCAAGGAGACCUUGGCUGCUAUUGAGCAGGCGACGGAAUGGUAUUUUGAGCAAGCGAGUGAUGACCUCUCAACAUAUGCGAAACAUGCAGGCAGAAAGACUAUCGAUGAGACGGAUGUCAUGACACUCAUGAGAAGGCAACGGCAUAUUGGCAAAAACACCACAGUAUUUGCGCUUGCCCAAAGGCAUCUGCCCAAAGAGCUUGUGCAGGAUAUCCGUCUUCCAAAGCGCUGAAAAAUUUCAACUCCACCGAAAAGCGCCUUUAAAACCCAGAAGACCAAUCCGCCCGUAGCAAGAGUGGAGAGAUUGAUGCGUCUCGAGGCUACCAGCCUUUAUUAUGUCGCACCCGCCGAGUUAUCUCGUUUGGCUUCUUUCUAACGACCAUCCAGAACAUUAUCGCGGUAGCCAACGACAAACCGUACCUGGGUAGGCAAUUAAUAAUUAGACACAAGAUCAGGGCAAGCGGGGUUGGGUGGACGACAGAAACCACCUACCAUGUUGCGAUAUACUGGGAGUGAUUGUUCCUGAGAUUUACUUCAGGUGGGCGCCCGAUAGGAAUACCAUUCGCUUCUCUAUGGUAUAUUGUGAGGAGCUCAGGGUCUACCGAUUCCGGGGUCAGUUUUUUGGGCGAUGGGAUUCACCAGUGGGUAAGAAUUAAUAGGAGGGGGAGCAAUUCUUACUCAUUGUCUCUUCAAUCCAAAUUGGUUGGCUGCCAACAAGCUCCGCCAUUUGCACUACAUCUGGAAAAUAAAACUUUCCCUCUUCCGGCUUAUUGUCCGGCGUAAACAUAUUUUUCUUCCAAGGGGCGCGCAGUAAUCCUUCCACUGUAACUUCUCCCUCAGGUAAACCUGCCUUCCUAUCUUUCUGGUCCUUGCGAUCCUUUGGGACCCAGCCUCGGUUGACGAGUACUGUGCUCCCGGCAUCGCCUCUCUCCAGUGGUGUAAUGACGAGAUAUCCAUCUUUGCCCUCAUACAUACGAGGCCCGAUGAGCAUUUCUUGGUCGUGCCUUAGGCGACCCGUAACAUAUACCCGGCGAUAAUCGAAGUCGGCGAUGGCAUCUGGAUUAACGACAGGAGGAAGAGGUAGGGGUGCCUUCACGAGACGGUCUUCAAAUUUGGCAAUGAGCUUGGUCUUCCAAUCCAAGCGUUGAACUUGCCAUGUUCCGAGGGCAAACGCGGUAAUGGGUAUGAUGGCUAGUAAACAAUUGUCAAUGCAAUGUUCUUCUUCUUUUCUAUAAAAGGAGAAAAAAAAAGUUCCUGCCGGUUUUGCAGGGGAUAGAUCCGUCAAGCGUACCUAGAAGGAUCAAUCCUGGGCCAUGUCUCUUCCCCGUUUUCACGAGCUUUGCGGGGUUGUCCACAACAGAUAUCCAGGUCGGAUCGUCAGCUGGCUGAUGGGCAAAGCGGACCUGUUGUUUCCUCCAACAACGCGCACAUAUUAUUGAAUCCGCAUUCAGCCUCCGCGGUGUGGUUCGUAAUGGGCUACGGGAGAAUGCAGACGCAAAUUUCUGCAGCGGGGAAAGUGAGGACUUCAUAGGAAUGCCAAAAAUAUAAUGCAAAAUGUUAUAGUAAUAUGAACAAUAAGAAGGUCAAUGAAAUAAAUAAGAAAACAAAUUCG